This is a messenger RNA of Prunus armeniaca (apricot), 474 nucleotides long. NCBI's taxonomy places the organism in Eukaryota, Viridiplantae, Streptophyta, Magnoliopsida, Rosales, Rosaceae. The record is from the annotation of a GenBank genome assembly.
AUGGCUUUCACUUCGUUUCUUGGCAGAGUUAUCUUCGCCUCUGUUUUCAUACUCUCUGCUUACCAAGAGUUCAACGAAUAUGAGUCUGAUGGGGGACCAGCAGCAAAGGCUUUCAGACCAAAGUUUGAUGUCUUUACAAAGCAUGUGCAAUCUCACAUUGGCAAACAAGUGCCAGAAAUCAAAAUUGCACACUUAGUUGCCGCCACUAUAGCACUCAAGGGCAUUGGAGGCAUCCUCUUCAUCUUUGGCACUUCUCUUGGAGCCUAUCUCCUGCUUCUGCAUCAGAUGAUUGCCACUCCUAUUUUAUAUGAUUUCUACAAUUAUGACAACGAGGAGAAAGAAUUUACACAACUCUUCAUCAAAUUUACACAGAAUAUGGCUCUUUUUGGGGCAUUGCUGUUUUUCAUUGGGAUGAAGAACUCAAUUUCUCGGAGACAACCGAAGAAGAAGGUUCAGAAAACAAAAACUUUUUAG